AUGGCCCGCACACGGAGGGGCGUCAAGUUCCCUCACAAGGCCAAUGGUCACGGUGAGGGGCGCCGCUCCAGCUUCAGCGAUGUCAGCGAAGAUGGUUCGCCCACCAAGCAAAGGUCUGGCGCAGCCUUGGAGAACAUUGUAGAGCAACCUCAAUCACCCGAGGAGGAAAAGCGAGCCGCCUACGAGAAGAAGAAGGCCAACUUCCUGACCCGUACCUUCUGGACCUUUGUCAUGUUCGCUGGCUUCUUCACUGCUCUCUUCAUGGGCCACAUCUACAUCAUCUGCAUCAUGACUGCUAUCCAGAUCAUCUCUUUCAAGGAGGUUAUCGCCAUCGCCAGCGUACCCAGCCGCGCCCGCCAGCUACGCUCCUCCAAGAGCCUCAACUGGUACUGGCUGGCAACCACCAUGUACUUCCUCUACGGCGAGAGCGUCAUCUACUACUUCAAGCACAUCGUCUUGGUUGACAAGGUUCUGCUGCCUUUGGCAACCCACCACCGCUUCAUUAGCUUCAUCCUGUACAUCUUUGGCUUCGUCUUCUUCGUCACCUCUCUCCAAAAUGGUCACUACAAGUUUCAGUUCACCCAGUUCGCAUGGACGCACAUGGCCCUGUACCUCAUUGUCGUCCAGGCUCACUUCAUCAUGAACAACGUCUUCGAGGGCAUGAUCUGGUUCUUCCUCCCAGCCGCCAUGGUUAUCACCAACGAUAUCUGGGCCUACCUUUGCGGCAUCACCUUUGGCCGCACCCAACUCAUCGCCCUCUCCCCCAAGAAGACUGUCGAGGGUUUUGUCGGCGCUUGGGCCUUCACCAUCUUGUUUGGCAUGCUUCUGACCAACGUCUUGAUGCGCUCCGACUUCUUCUUGUGCCCAGUCAACGAUCUCGGCGCGAACAUUUUUACUGGUCUUGAGUGUACCCGGAACCCCGUCUUCAUCCCCAAGACGUACAGCCUGCCUCCUUUGUUCUUCCUGCCACCCAACAUGCACCAGACCUUCUCCUUCACUGUGGCUCCAAUGCAGCUGCACACUUUGGUAUUGGCCACCUUUGCCUCUCUCAUCGCACCUUUCGGCGGUUUCUUCGCUUCUGGGCUCAAGCGCACUUUCAAGAUCAAGGACUUUGGCGACUCCAUUCCGGGACACGGCGGUAUGACGGAUCGCAUGGAUUGCCAGUUCAUCAUGGGCUUCUUCACCUACAUGUACUAUCAUUCCUUUAUUGCUCUUCACAAGGUCAAUCUCGGCAGCGUCAUGGAGAUGGCCGUCACUGGCUUGACCGUCGAGGAGCAGCUCGAGUUGGUGAGAGGCAUGGGUCGCUAUCUUAGCAACCAAGGUGUUUGGGGAGAUGAGAUUAUCCAGUGUCUGGACAAGGCGUUGCAGGCCAAGCGACCCACCAUGGCUCCGUCUGCCGUUGUCAGCGACACCGAGUCCAUCGAGGCCCGCGCCGCCGCCAUCGUCCCCAAGGAGGUAUCGCACACCAAGCACGGCCAUGAGCUCGCCAACAAGACGCCUUUGCAGGCCAUGUCCCAUGGCGAUGUCGCUCUCGCCGGUAUCCCCAAGUUCCCCGACUUCGCCUCCCAGCGUCAAUGGCAACUCGAGCACAUGGCCGCCGCUUUCCGCCACUGGUACCGUGAAGACUACAUCGAAGGCAUGAGCGGCCACAUCUCCGUCAGAGACCCCGAACACCACGACGCCUUCUGGACGAACCCUCUCGGCAAACACUUUGGUCUGCUCAAGGCCAGCGACAUGAUCCUCGUUAACCUCGACGGCGAGGUUAUCGGCGGCAACCGCAGCAAGCCCCCCAACACGGCUGGCUUCUUGAUCCACGCUGCCGUGCACAAGGCUCGCCCCGACGUUCACGCCGUGUGCCACAACCACAGCAUCCAUGGCAAGGCCUGGUCGGUCUUUGGACGUAGGCUGGAGAUGCUGACCCAGGACUCCUGCAAGUUCCUUGGCGAAGCGCACAGCGUUUACAACAGCUACGGCGGUGUCGUUCUGGGUCCUGAGGAGGGUGAGCUGAUCGCCCAGGCAUUGGGUCCCAAGGGCAAGGGCUGCAUUCUGCGAAACCACGGCCUGCUGACGGUUGGACGCACCGUUGAUGAGGCUGCCUUUUUGUACACCUCCAUGGAGCGCAGCUGUCGCGUGCAGCUCCUGGCCGAGGCUGCCGGCGCCAACGGGUUGGCAAAGGUUCCCAUCACGGAUGAGGAGGCGCAGUUCAACUUCGACGUUGAGAGUGACCCGGAAAUUUGCUACUGCGAAUUCCAAGUCUACUACGACCUGGAGGAUGAGUUGACAAACGGCGCCUUCAAGAACUAA
Colletotrichum scovillei is the source of this 2304-nucleotide messenger RNA. RefSeq lists its product as uncharacterized. The coding region runs from base 1 to 2304 and encodes 767 amino acids. The transcript has 6 exons. Gene Ontology annotation, cellular component: endoplasmic reticulum membrane. Gene Ontology annotation, molecular function: phosphatidate cytidylyltransferase activity. Lineage: Eukaryota; Fungi; Ascomycota; Sordariomycetes; Glomerellales; Glomerellaceae. The record is from RefSeq and is a predicted model, not a curated record.